Patiria miniata (bat star) is the source of this 2088-nucleotide messenger RNA. RefSeq lists its product as uncharacterized. The record is from RefSeq and is a predicted model, not a curated record. Lineage: Eukaryota; Metazoa; Echinodermata; Asteroidea; Valvatida; Asterinidae. The transcript is spliced from 2 exons. The coding region runs from base 532 to 1017 and encodes 161 amino acids.
ACGCGCAGAGACCGGACAACAAUCGGCCAGCGUUGGUUUAUUCAAUGCGUUUCGCUUGUUGGUUCUUCACAAAACAACUUGAUGUACACUGUACAAGGUCGGCCUCCCGCGAGUUUUUAUUGGGGAUCAAUAUUUGUACAAUAAGUUGUCUUGUCAUUACAUCACGGCUAGCAACUAGACCCCCCUUACUGUCAACGAAACGGUAGAGGACUACGUGUGGAGAGCGAAGUUACACCACCUUCGCUGCCGCACUGGACGGUUUUUGCCGGUCAAAUCUGACAUCUUCCACCGGAAAUGAGGGCAGGACGGGACUAGCACACAAGACUUCAACCAAGUUCCUGAAAAAGUUGACUUUUCAGACUCAAUCCACCCUGGUUGACUUCAUUGCCAGAUUUGGUAAGGCUGUAUGUGUGUGCAGACCUGCGUGCGUGUGCAGUGAGGUGGAAAAACCUACAGCCGUGCCGUACCGUACCGUACAUCGCUUUGAGGCAUCUUUUGCAUUCAGCAAAAACAACAAACCGACCAUCAACCAUGCCUAACUCCGGCUACCAGGGCCUCAUCAACCAGCACUUCUACGGCGAGAACAAGGCGGACGUCUUCCCUCCGGGGGAGAAGUACGGGCAGACCAACUUGCCGUGCCCGGCUUUCUGGCACGCGUACAUCGGGGGCAGCGGGCCAUCUGCGCGUCACGGUGGCGGUUCACGCAACAAGUACUCCCGUCACCUCAACUUGAGUGACCCGCUGUCGGGGGUUGGGCUUCCGGCGUCGCCAGUUGGUGGCGAACUUCACUCCAGCAUGAAGGGGUCGCUGAGUUCAGAGGUUCCAUAUGAAGCCCCCAUCGCACGGUCCAACUGCCUCUUCGUUCAAGGGGGGAUCAAGUCCAAUUCGGUGGCCCCGUUCGCCACCCUGGCCAAGCCCACCUGUGGCUGGUUCUUCUCUCGGGGUACGGACCACAAGAAACGACGGCACGGCAUUCCGUCAGCAGACCUGGUCAAGUGGAGAUACUACGUCAAGUAAACGGAGAACACCAAAUAACAUUGCAUUAAAAAAUCACAUUUUUGGGGUUUAAUUUGGUUUAUUUUCACUGUUAAAACACUCAUAUUAUAUGUAAAUAUUCACAAAAUAUAAACUACAGCACUUUUUACUUACAAAUUUGGUCACGUGGAGAUAUCAAGUAAACAGCGAACAACAAACCUUGCACGCAUAAAAUCAUUUUGUUUGUGUUGUUUGGCUAAUUUUCAUUGUUAAAACCCUAUUGGUAUAUUUUGCAAUUACUGCCAAGUAAACUACAGCAUUAAUUUUGCUUUUACAAAUUUUUAGUACACUCUUUUCAACAGAUAUACACUAAAGAAAGAACGGACAUUUUGUUUAGGUUAAUUUCACCUUCAACAUAUAUAAUUUGUAAAUACUCACAAAGUAGACUGCAGCAUUUUGCGUUUUCAGUUUUUUGUUACACUCUAUAUUUGACAAUCAAUACGGAGAUACUGCUUUGAUUUCGUACAAUAUACAAUUCAUAAUGUGACCAUUUAGAUGGACACACACACGUGAAGUAACGACACAGAAUUAUUAUCAAAGUUAUACCAUAACAAACUCUGUUGUGCUAUAUUUAUUUAAGAACCAACUGUAAGUUUCACCUUCAAAUUAAUAAUUCUGGAAGAAAUAUCUUACUCUGAGCAAAGUCUCCCAAUUUUCUGACGGAUGGAAUAUCCCCCACUGUGACUUUAUCACGAUAUCUUCCAAAGAAAAUGAAGACCCGAUAUUGAUUAAUUAUCUAAACAUUUGGACAAUCUGUGUUUCAGUUGAACUUUGAUAUCAAGUUAAUGUUUAUGUAGCCUAUGACGGUGUUUUUGUUCUUUUGAAACCAGACCUGCAGUUUGCUGCCUGAUAAACCCUUUUACUGAAGCACAACAGAUCAUUAGUAGACUUUCCAGUAGUCCGAAUUCAGCCAUACGAACAAACGAACGUGAUUUCUUUUUUUAAUUGUUCAUCAUGUUCAAUAUUAUUUGAACGUACCGUCACAUUCAUUAGACAUCUUUACUGUUAUUUUCUGGUUUUCCAACUUGUAAAUAAAUGUAAUUCCGAUGAUAA